UUGCGCUUGCUCUGUGAGGAAGCCAUGGCGCACAGUCGUUGACUAGAGCGAGCAGCAUUGUAUUUCGACCUGGUCAUCCUAGCUUUACGUCUCGCCGACUCAUCACAUCCCAACAAUGUUAUGGCCUGAAGAAUGUAAAGACAGUUGAUUUUAGGACAGUUAUUUUACACCAAAUACCAGGUUCAACUAACUUGUAGAGACGGCUAGAAAUGGAUGAUGUCAAGGAACUUUCCUCUGAGCGGAUUCUUCUGGAACCAUACAAGUACUUGCUGCAGCUGCCAGGAAAGCAAGUUAGGACGAAACUUUCCCAAGCAUUUAACCACUGGCUCAAUGUACCAGAUGACAAGCUCCAGGUGAUCAUCGAGGUGACGGAGAUGCUCCACAACGCCAGUCUGCUGAUUGAUGACAUCGAGGAUGGUUCCAAGCUGCGUCGGGGCUUCCCUGUGGCCCACAGCAUCUACGGCGUCCCCUCCGUCAUCAACUCCGCCAACUACGUCUACAUCCUGGGUCUGGAGAAGGUGCUCACCCUACAGCACCCCGAAGCCGUCAAGGUGUUCACCAGACAGCUGUUGGAGCUGCACCGAGGCCAGGGUCUGGACAUCCACUGGAGGGACACCUACACCUGCCCCAGCGAGCAGGAAUACCGCACCAUGGUCCUUCAGAAGACCGGGGGUCUGUUCGGCCUGGCCGUGGGCCUCAUGCAGCUGUUCUCAUCCUGGCAGCGUGACCUCAAACCCCUGCUGGACACCCUGGGGCUCCUCUUCCAGAUCCGCGACGACUAUGCCAACCUGAACUCUCGCGAGUACAGCGAGAACAAGAGCUUCUGCGAGGACCUGACGGAGGGCAAGUUCUCCUUCCCCACCAUCCACGCCAUCUGGUCGCGGCCUGAGAGCACGCAGGUACAGAACAUCCUGCGGCAGCGCACGGAGAACAUGGACAUCAAGCGCUACUGCGUGGACUACCUGGAGAAGGUAGGCUCCUUCUCCUACACCAGGCAGACCCUGCGCAGCCUGGAGGCCGAGGCUUACCGCCUCAUCGCCGACCUGGGGGGGAACCCCGAGCUAGAGAGUCUGAUCAAGCACCUGAGUAUGAUGUACCAGGAGCCUGAGGCCGGGGCUGGGGCCAGGGCUGGGGUCGAGGCCGGGGCUGGGGCCGGGCUGAAGAGCAGCCCGGAGAAUCACUGACCUCACAUAAACCUGCUACUACCACACAAGCUCACCCUCAUGUAUAAUCCCAGGGCAGGUACACGCCAGGGCUGCAUCCAUCUGGAGCCAGCCAACACUCCCUGUGACCUUUACAGAGCAAUGCAUCAACAGAGGAGCUGGCAGGCUCCACUCCUAUUACUCCAGAAAACAUUGAGUGCCAAGUUGUAGGCACCUCUUAUGUGGAAAAGAUUACCCCCCACUUGCAGAAAAACACAGCAUUGUUUCCAUGCAUGGCAACAGACUGAAGUGUGGAAUACCAACCCAGCAGGGCUGUGAACGGAGGAGAAAAGCAUGACGGAUUUCCCUGCAAGGGUGGAUAUCCCUUUUUCAUAGCAUUUAUCAUCAUUCACACAGUUCCCGCCUCAUAACCCAGACCAAGUGCUCGACACCCUAACCCUCAGCAGCUCUCCAGAUCGCUUCACAGCUCUGAGAUACACAACCAUGUUCCUGUCAGGUGACCUGUCUGUUGUCAUGUCUGCUGUGCUUCAAACCAAGCAGUUGUGUAACCGGUGUACUUAAGAUUUAUUAUUGUAAGGGUGUUAACAAUGUCCUUAUGGAUAUAGAAACUCCAGAUAAAAUGACAUGGCAUUUCAGGGUAAGACCAGGGUGAGCACUAGUCUCUACAGAAACUUCCACAGUGCAAUUGAUGUAAAAAAGUAAUUGUUUGAGACGCAUUAAAGUGCAUGUGGAUUAUUGUGAAAAUGAAUGGAUGCCCUCAACUGAUGUGUCUGAGCGGCACAUGAAUCCAGUCUCUUCUGUGGGAGAUCCUCGUAUGUGAAGUGUUGUGUGUCCUGCAGGGUGGAGACUGAAACGAUGCUUACAGGAACUAUGAUUAUAAAGUCUUUUAUUACCUUUUUAUAUAAAUUAAUACUGCAAAAUGUUAUAUGUGAAUUUGCUCAAUAAAAUCCUCUAUCAUGAAAAGUUUUGUUG
Messenger RNA from Osmerus eperlanus (European smelt), 2135 nucleotides. RefSeq names its product geranylgeranyl diphosphate synthase 1 (gene ggps1). Lineage: Eukaryota; Metazoa; Chordata; Actinopteri; Osmeriformes; Osmeridae. Gene Ontology annotation, molecular function: prenyltransferase activity. The record is from RefSeq and is a predicted model, not a curated record. The coding region runs from base 210 to 1184 and encodes 324 amino acids. The transcript has 5 exons. Gene Ontology annotation, biological process: isoprenoid biosynthetic process.